AUAGACCGGAGAUCUCGUCCCACUCGACAAAUGAUGCGACAAGUAGCCCUCCUGGCGGUCGCCCUCUGCGCCACCUCCUCCCUGGCUUUCCUGACCCCGCCCCCCCGGCCUGUGCGCUCGAGAUGCGGCGUCCGCGACCGGGUAUUGCAGAUGUCAGGAGUUGAACGCAAUCCCAAUUUCGGCAAAUUGAUGGGCGGUUAUCUCUUCCCGGAAAUUGCCCGCCGACGAAGUGCAUUCCUUGAGGCCAACCCUGAAGCGAAAAUUAUCUCUCUGGGCAUCGGCGACACCACUCAGCCUAUCCCUCCCCACAUCCUCUCCGGCCUCGUGCACGGGGCGUCCAAGCUCGGCACCCCGCCGGGCUAUUCUGGGUACGGACCCGACCAGGGCGUGAAGGACCUGCGGGAGAAGAUCGCGAGCACGCUGUAUGGGAACCGGAUCGAUCCUGACGACGUCUUCGUCUCAGACGGCGCUAAGUGCGACAUAGGGCGGCUGCAGGUCAUGUUCGGCAAGAACGUGGUCACGGCUGUCCAGGACCCGUCCUAUCCCGUGUACGUGGACACGGCGGUGAUCAUGGGGCAGACGGGCCUGAUCAACGAGCAGAGUCGCCAGUUCGACGGCAUCGUCUACAUGCCCUGCAACCCCGGCAACGACUUCUUCCCCGACCUGGCCGCCCUCCCCCAGCGCCCGGACGUCAUCUACUUCUGCUCCCCCAACAACCCGACCGGCGUGGCGGCGACCAGGCCCCAGCUGGAAGCCCUCGUCUCCUACGCCCGGGAGCAAGGCAGCGUCAUCGUCUUCGACGCCGCCUACGCGCCCUUCAUCCGGGACCCGAGCCUGCCUAAGUCCAUCUUCGAGAUCGAGGGGGCGCUCGAGUGCGCCAUUGAGGUCAACUCCUUCUCCAAGUACGCAGGCUUCACGGGCGUGCGACUGGGCUGGACCGUAGUGCCGAAGCAGCUUAAAUUCCGGGAUGGGAGUUCGAUGCACGCGGACUUCAACCGGAUGAUGAGCACCACCUUCAACGGGGCCUCCAACAUCGUGCAGGACGGAGGUCUCGCCAUCCUGGACAAGGAGGGGCUGGCGGAGAUCCAGACACUCAUCAGCUAUUACCUGGCGAAUGCGGCGAAGCUUCGGGCCACAGUAGAGGCGAUGGGUUACAAGGCGUACGGCGGGGACAAUGGCCCCUACGUCUACGUGGACCUGGGUGGAAAGAGCAGCUGGGAUGUCUUCAGUGAGAUUUUAGAGAAGGCCCAGAUUGUCACAACUCCUGGUGCUGGGUUUGGGCCUGGAGGGGAAGGAUUUUUGCGGUUGAGUGCAUUUGCGUCCAAAGAGAACGUGGAUGAGGCGUGCGAACGGCUCCAAAAGGUUAUGGUGAAGUAAGCGAAUGGGGCAGGAAGGGUGGAAAAGAAAUGAAGGCGACGGGCAAAAUUUGGAGUAGGGUAAAGAAAAUACUUCAUAUUUGAUA
Nannochloropsis gaditana CCMP526 is the source of this 1462-nucleotide messenger RNA. Its product is annotated as LL-diaminopimelate aminotransferase. Gene Ontology annotation, molecular function: pyridoxal phosphate binding; L,L-diaminopimelate:2-oxoglutarate transaminase activity. The record is from RefSeq and is a predicted model, not a curated record. The transcript is spliced from 8 exons. Bases 31 to 1377 code for a protein of 448 amino acids.